AUGCCCCCGCGCCGGAAACCCGCGCCCCGAUCGAACGGUUCCGAUGCCCCGCUGACGCGCGAGCUCGCGUGCGCCGUCCUCGGCGUGCCCCCGCACUGCGCCGAGAGCGACGCCAAGCGCGCGUAUCGCAACCUCGCGCGUGCGUUUCACCCCGACAAGGGAGGCGACGCGAGACGAUUCCAGGAUGUGCAGCGCGCGUACGAGCACCUCGCGAGCGGAUGGAGGCGCGACGCGGAGGCGCGAGCGCGCGCGGCGGAGAGCGCGAGGCGCACCGUGAAGUCGUCCGGGGGCGCGUGGAGCGCCAAGUCUUCCAAGUCGACCCCGGGCGACGAAGGACCGCCGUCCGAGAUGGACAGUGGCGCGGAAAACGUCGCGUCGUCCACCACCGCGGUCAUGCCCGGCGAGAACCUCGCGGAGCUCGGCGACGAGGCCCUCCGCGCGGGCGACUUCGCUCGCGCGGUCGAGUGCUACGACGCCGCCCUCGCGUACGCCCGCCUCGACGACUACGCGUCCGUGCACCGAUCCCGCGCCAUCGCGCACGCGGGGCUCGGUCAAUGGGAGCACAGCUGUGACGACGCCGACCGAGCGAUCGCCAUCCGGGGGCUCUGGCUCGAACCGCGGAUCAUUCGCGCGGAGGCGCUGGAGCGGCUUCAGCGAUGGACCGCCGCGAUGGAGUGCUACGAGGCGGCGUCGGAGAUACUCGAGGGGCGGGGGCGGGGGGGUUCGUCUCAUCCGGGAGGUGGUAAAGGCGGAGACGGCGAGGACGAUGUUCGCGGUAAGAUUGCGGCUGGGAUCGCGAGGGCGCGAACCGCGCUGGCGGCGCGGUCGUGCGUCGCGGUCGUGCCCGCGCAUAAAACCGCCGUCACCGCCGUCGCCUUCGCGCCGAGGUGGGCAGCCAUCGAGACGAACGAGCAGCACGGUGAGAAGGGCGGUACGCACGAACACGAUCAGCUCCUGGCGACGAGCGGCGCAGACGGCGCCGUGUCGCUGUGGUGGAUCCCAAACGGCGACCUAGCCGCGUCGCUCACGCGCGGCGUUGACGGCACGACAAACGGCGAACACCCGGUGACGGCGCUGGCGUGGGCGCCUCGCGAGGUGGACGGCCGCUUGCGCCUCGCGGCUGCGUCCGUCACGGGCGCGCUCAGCCUCUGGCACCUCGCGAGGACGAGGCGCGACGACGCUGGAUCCGGGACGGCCGGGACGUCGAAGAAGCUCUCCGUCGAGGUUGCGAAAACCUUUCGACUCUACGGACCGAACGGCGGCGUCGCCUCCAUCGCGUUCGACCUCGAGUCUAGGCAGAUCGCGGUCGGGCUCGACGACGGGGACGUCACGGUGUGGAGCGCGUGCGACGGGAACGUGCUGAGGGCGCCGAGGCGGAGGCACAAGAAGACGGUGAACUGUUUGGCGUUUCACCCAUCCGGCUGGCAGCUCGCGUCGGGCUCCGACGACGGCGCCGCUCGGGUCUGGGACAUCGCGGGCAUGACCGGCGCGGACCCGGGAACUUGCCAGCACACGCUCAAGUGGUCCCGCGGUCCCAUCACGCGCGUGUGCUACACCGCGUGCGCCCGGAUGAUCUGCACGGUGUCCGCCACGCAUUUGAGCAAGGACGGGGGCGAGUACCGGCUGCUGGCGUGGUCGGCGGUGAGCGGCCGACUGUGCCAGUGGUUCGACGCGCACAAGGGACCGGUCACGAGUAUGUCGUGGCACCCCGACGCGGUGGGUGCGAGGAACACCCUCGUCACCGGGUGCGAGGACGGGGUGGUUCGUUUAUGGUCGAUAACGGGCGCCCCGAGGGGAGCCGGGAAGCCCGUUCACGAGUGCUACGAAUUUCAUACGAGCGGCGGCGACGGGGAAGAGGAGAGCGCCGGGAGGUGGAACGCGCACGCCCACACCGUCGCCGAGGCGAAGCUCCGCGCUUGGUCCAUGCGCACAAGGGGUGGGCCGGGAGGGUACGCGGCGGCGUCGGGGUGCGCGACGUGCGUGCAGCACAGCCCGGGGGGCGGCGCCGUCGGGACGUGCCACCUGGACGGGAAGAUUCGAGUAGUCGACUCGCGCACGUUCGAGGUGAGGUGCGAGUGGACGCUGGGGAGCGCGCCGCGCGCGUGCGCGUGGGCGCCGGACGAGGUGAAGCUGGUGCCGCUGGCGAAGGAGCGCGACGGUUCCGAUUCCGACGACGGUUCCGAUUCCGACGAUUCUCGCGCCGACUCGGACGAAGACGACGCAAACGACAAAACCGACGCCGUUCCUCAUCUUUUGCUCGUCACCGGCGGCGACGACGGCGUCGUUCGCGCGUGGCGCGUCCCGGUGAACAAGUGCGGCGAAGAUCGCGCCACCUGGUGGGACCGCGAGCGCGGCGUAUCGGACGCCAUCGGCCCCGGAGACGAACGCCGGGAGGCGCGGCUACCCUCCACCGCCGUCGCGUUCGCCAUGGCGGGCGGGGAUAAGGACCUCGCGCUGACCACCGCGUACCAGGCCAGGGGCGAGGACCCGGCGGUCGCCGCGCGAGCCGCGGAGCACCUCGACGAGCUCAGGCGUUUAUACGACGAGGUCGAGGACGAGAUCGACGAGCUCGUGGAGAGGCGGGAACGCGUCGUGGCCGAAGAUUUUCCGGAAAUGACGCCCAAGGCUCGAAGGCGGGUCAACCAAAAACACGCGGAGGCGAUGCGACCGCUGCGCGAACGCCGCGGCAGGCUGUACAGGAUGAUCAAGCAGAAGGGUUUCGUGGAGGCGGAGGAGCUCGAGAAGGAGGACUACGAGGAGGCGCAGCCGCCCGCGCUCCUGUAUUGA
Molecule: messenger RNA, 2787 nt
Organism: Micromonas commoda
Lineage: Eukaryota; Viridiplantae; Chlorophyta; Mamiellophyceae; Mamiellales; Mamiellaceae
Exons: 1
Coding region: 1-2787 (928 amino acids)
Molecular function (GO): protein binding
Source: RefSeq, a predicted model, not a curated record